UUCACAACUCAUAAUCAAAGAGAGAAAGAAUUGUAAAAAAGCAGAUCCAAGGUGGUGGUUAAGCUGUCAUCCGUCAAUCAAUCAAUCAAACCCCAAAGAGAGACCAAUCAUCAAUCACCAAUCAAAUUUAUAAAAGAAAAGAGAAGAAAAGGAAUCAUCAUGUCAUCCUCCAAUUCUGCUUCUUCGACCUUGUCCCUCGACCACCUUGCUCCUUCCGAGCAGCUCUGCUAUGUCCAUUGCAACAUUUGCGACACUGUCCUUGCGGUGAGUGUUCCUUGCACAAGUUUGUUCAAGACUGUGACGGUCCGAUGUGGCCACUGCACCAACCUGCUUCCAGUGAACAUGCGUGCUCAGCUUCUGGCCCCUUUCCCCAAUCAGUUUCAUCAUCUCGGUCACUCCUUCUUCUCCCAAGCAAAUUCUCAUAACCUUCUGGACCAGGAGAUUCCAAUGAAUUCAGCCCCAAACUUUCUGAUGAACAAUCAAACUAGCAGCCUGAAUGACUUUGCUGUAAGACCAAGAGUAGUAGCUGAUGAGCUCCCAAGGCCCCCAGUUAUCAACAGACCUCCGGAGAAGAGACAGAGAGUCCCCUCAGCCUACAACCGCUUCAUCAAGGACGAAAUCCAACGCAUCAAGUCUGUGAAUCCUGAUAUAUCCCAUAGAGAAGCCUUCAGCGCAGCUGCUAAGAAUUGGGCCCACUUUCCACACAUUCACUUUGGUCUCAUGCCUGACCAGAACACUGUGAAGAAGACAAAUGUGCGCCAGCAGGAAUCUGCAGAAGAUGUUCUGAUGAAAGAUCACAAUGGGUUUUUCGCUGCUGCUAAUAACAAUGUGCGAGUCUCUCCUUACUGAGUAAGUUAGCGAAUAUCUUGCUAACUGCAGCCCCUUUCGCCUCAGCCUUCAUCAUCUGUUUGAUACGUAAACAACGUGGUGGGAGAAAGAUUCUAGUGAUUAAUUAUGUUUGUUGUUAAUUAUGCUUAAGAACUACUACCUCCAAAUCUCUAAUUAGUUAAUUUCUUCGCAAUCUAUAUGAUAAUUAAGGCUAGU
This is a messenger RNA of Argentina anserina (silverweed cinquefoil), 1044 nucleotides long. Its product is annotated as axial regulator YABBY 1-like. Gene Ontology annotation, cellular component: nucleus. The record is from RefSeq and is a predicted model, not a curated record. Lineage: Eukaryota; Viridiplantae; Streptophyta; Magnoliopsida; Rosales; Rosaceae. The transcript has 7 exons. Gene Ontology annotation, biological process: abaxial cell fate specification; regulation of shoot apical meristem development; polarity specification of adaxial/abaxial axis. The coding region runs from base 160 to 849 and encodes 229 amino acids.